Messenger RNA from Indicator indicator, 1912 nucleotides. It is a transcript of the gene CUEDC1, whose product is annotated as CUE domain containing 1. Gene Ontology annotation, molecular function: ubiquitin binding. NCBI's taxonomy places the organism in Eukaryota, Metazoa, Chordata, Aves, Piciformes, Indicatoridae. Bases 1 to 1119 code for a protein of 372 amino acids. The transcript is spliced from 10 exons. The record is from RefSeq and is a predicted model, not a curated record.
AUGACCAGCCUGUUCCGCCGGAGCAGCGGCGGCAGCGCGCGCGGAGCCUCCGCACAGCAGCUCAACAACAGCCGCCCCGGCAGGCAGGUCCGGCGCCUGGAGUUCAACCAGGCCAUGGAGGACUUCAAGACCAUGUUCCCCAGCAUGGACUACGACAUCAUCGAGUGUGUGCUGAGAGCCAACAACGGCGCUGUGGACGCCACCAUCGACCAGCUCCUGCAGAUGAACCUGGAGGGCAGUGGCGGUGACGACAGCUCGGACUCUGAGGACAGCAUCCCCCCGGAGAUCCUGGAGCGGACCCUGGAGCCAGACAGCUCGGAUGAGGAGCCCCCUCCUGUCUACUCCCCUCCUGCCUAUGAGAGCCAGGCCCUGGGCAGCCGCUGCCCCCAUGCGCCACCCACCCCCCCACCCAGGACGGACGUGCCGGGGCCUGGCAGCACCCCAGGGCCCAGGCGCUACAGGAACUGGAACCCACCGCUCCUGGGCAACCUCCCCGAGGACUUCCUCCGCAUCCUGCCCCAGCAGACCAUGGGCACACAGGUGAGGCUCACUGCCCCCUCCAGCCUCUCCCGGCAGGGGGCGCCACGGGGGCUGCCCUCACGGGGCCAGGGCUCGCUGGAGCAGGAGCGGCGCUGGAAGCAGUACCUGGAGGACGAGAGGAUUGCACUCUGCCUGCAGAACGAGGAGUUCAUGAAAGAGCUCCAGAGGAACAGGGACUUCCUCCUUGCCCUGGAGAGAGAUCGAUUGAAAUACGAGUCCAAAAAAUCCAAGUCGAGCAGUGCUGCUGCCAGCAACGACUUGGGCUGCUCCUCCGCAGUGCCCUCUGGAAGCAGCGAGGCCAGUGGUGCUGUGUCUGACGAUGCCUUAUUCAGAGACAAACUGAAGCACAUGGGAAAAUCCACGCGCAAGAAGCUGUUCGAGCUCGCCAGAGCCUUCUCUGAGAAGACCAAGAUGAGGAAACCCAAACGGAAACACUUGCUGAAGCACCAGCUAAUGGGGACAGCAGCUUCCACAGCAAAUCUUCUCGAUGAUGUCGAAGGACAUUCAUGUGAUGAAGACUUCCAAGCGCGGAGGCAGCAGCUCCGGGAGGAGGAGGAGAUGCCGAAGGAAGGGCAGUAAAUGGUCCCAGCACUGGGGUUUGGUGCUGGCACAGGACCUGCUCAAGGCUUCAGAGGAAGAUGGCUGAAAGAGGAAACAAAAGCACCCAACAAUAACCCAGAGGUUUGGCUGCUCCCCCUCUGCUGUUGUACUCCUCUGCAGUACAAGUGCUGAAGCGAGGCACCAGGUUUGCUUACCAGCAGUUUGACAACAACUUCUAGAGAGCAAAUCAGCCAAAAAGGAAAACAAAACAAAAGGAAUAAUAACAAAAGCUGGCAGCUGCUGUGGAGGAGCUGCUGUGGAGGAGCUCAGACUGGGGAGGAGCAGCAUCCAGCCUGCUCGCUUGGUCUGAGGAGCAGUGCAAGGAGGAGCGGAAAUCAGUUGUGCUAAGGAGGAAGCAUCCAGCUGUGGGGUCUGCUUGGCUCCUGGGCAUAUCCCUCUAGGAUCUGAUGGAACUUUGCUCUGUGCACACAGGACACAAAACAACCACCUGAGAGAGAACCUAACAACUGCUGGCUGCUAUUGCUAGGAGUAAGGGGCAGAGGCUCAGGUCAGGUAAUAGUAAGAGAACAGAAAUUGUUUAUAAAAGGAAAGGCCUCUAUUGCCAAGACCUUUCACUUGGAUUAAACCUUUGCCUUUGGCAUUGCUAAAACUGCCUUGAAGUGGGGCUGCUGUGUGCAGGGGCAGUGCCCAGGGCUGUGCUGGCAUUGCUGUGACGCUGCCUGCCCCAGAGCACGAUGCGGCCUGCCAGGCUCAGCUCAGUGCUGGGCCUGGCUGCUGGGCAGGGUGCUCAGUGGCUCUGGGGAUGCCCAUU